Molecule: messenger RNA, 3236 nt
Organism: Menidia menidia (Atlantic silverside)
Lineage: Eukaryota; Metazoa; Chordata; Actinopteri; Atheriniformes; Atherinopsidae
Source: the annotation of a GenBank genome assembly
ACGACUAAAUUUGAACGUUUCUUACGUGACUUUAUUUGCACACGAAGCGGAAGCUGGGCCUCAGGUUAGCCACCUUGACGCUAGCUUAGCAACUGCUGUUUAAAGAGAAGGGGGAAAAAAAGACGUACAUUCUGUGGUGAAUUUUUUAUGGUUGUUUUUAUAGUUUUGGUCUUACUCGGACUCUCGAGUUGUACAUUUUAGCGUCGUUUGGUGCUGGCACUUCGAGACUAACCUGCUGGUUGACCGCAGAGGGUGACGCAGGGUUUUUUUCACCGAGCGUUUAAGUUUGCUCGGGCUGCUGUUGACAUAAGCAGCCUCGGCUGAAGGGGACGGCGGCGGGGCAAAUCCGAGUCACAAGACCUCUUCACCGAGCUGCUCUACUGGGGUCGCUCCACCACCCGGAGGGUUCGGAGGAAUGGAGAACCCCGGGUACCGCACGGGGAGCUUCGACAGCCUUCAUCACUCCAGCGAGGAUGACGACGACGACGAGAUGGUGGACAUAGCGGGGGCCACGCUGGACUUCUCCACGACGGACGACGUCCCUCCUCUCGGCACAGGAAGCUAUGAGGAGAGCAGCAGCAGGGCGGCCGGCAUGAACGGCGCCGGCCCCAGUAAGCUCAUGGACCCUCUUGAGGACCCGCUGCCAGGAGUGGGCACCUAUGAAGACUUCAACACUAUCGACUGGGUCAGAGAAAAGAGCAAGGACCGGGACAGGCACAGAGAGAUCACAAAAAAGAGCAGGCAGUCGACGGUAGCCCUGCUCCACAGUGUCAGUGAUGCCUUCUCCGGGUGGCUGCUCAUGCUGCUGGUUGGACUCAUGUCAGGUGCUCUGGCCGGCGGCAUCGACAUCGCAGCUCACUGGCUGACAGACCUGAAAGGCGGGGUGUGCCUCAUAGGGUUCUGGUUUAACCACGAGCACUGCUGCUGGACGUCCAACGAGACCACGUUCCAGGAGAGGGACCGCUGUCCUCAGUGGCAGAGCUGGGCGGAGCUCAUAACGGGGACGUCAGAGGGCCCGUUCGCUUACAUCAUGAACUACCUGAUGUACAUAGUCUGGGCUCUGCUCUUCGCGCUGCUGGCCGUCACGCUGGUCAGAGCCUUCGCUCCGUACGCCUGCGGCUCAGGAAUCCCAGAGAUUAAAACCAUCCUAAGUGGGUUCAUCAUCCGAGGCUACCUGGGGAAGUGGACCCUCAUCAUCAAGACCAUCACCCUGGUUCUAGCCGUGUCCUCUGGACUCAGCCUGGGGAAGGAGGGCCCGCUGGUCCACGUGGCCUGCUGCUGCGCCAACAUCCUCUGCCACCUGUUCACCAAGUAUCGCAAGAACGAGGCCAAGCGGCGAGAGGUUUUAUCAGCGGCGGCGGCGGUGGGCGUGUCGGUGGCUUUCGGCGCUCCCAUCGGAGGAGUCCUGUUCAGUCUGGAGGAGGUGAGUUACUACUUCCCCCUGAAGACGCUGUGGCGCUCCUUCUUUGCGGCGCUGGUGGCGGCCUUCACGCUGCGCUCCAUCAACCCGUUCGGAAACAGCCGCCUGGUGCUGUUCUACGUGGAGUUUCACGCCCCGUGGCACCUGGUGGAGCUGGCCCCGUUCAUCCUGCUGGGGAUCUUCGGAGGCCUCUGGGGGGCGCUGUUCAUAAAGGCCAACAUUGCCUGGUGCCGGAUCCGGAAGUCCACUCGCUUGGGCCACUACCCCGUCAUCGAGGUGCUGGUGGUGGCAGCGGUGACCGCCCUGAUCGCCUACCCAAACAGCUACACCCGCAUGAGCGGAGCGGAGCUCAUCUCGGAGCUCUUCAACGACUGCUCGCUGCUGGACUCCUCGCAGCUCUGCGGCUACAAGCAGCCAGUCAACGUGUCCGAGACGGGAGCAGGAAACAGCCUGGCUGAUCGACCGGCCGGAGAAGGCCUCUACACAGCCCUGUGGCAGCUGGCGCUGGCCCUCAUCUUCAAGAUGAUGAUCACCGUCAUUACCUUCGGCAUGAAGGUCCCUUCCGGCCUCUUCAUCCCCAGCAUGGCGGUCGGAGCCAUCGCCGGCAGAUUGCUGGGCGUCGGCAUGGAGCAGCUGGCCUACUACAACCACGACUGGCUCAUUUUUAAAGGGUGGUGCACCCCGGGAGCUGACUGCAUCACCCCGGGGCUUUACGCCAUGGUCGGAGCCGCUGCCUGUUUAGGCGGCGUGACGCGCAUGACGGUGUCCCUGGUGGUCAUCAUGUUCGAGCUGACCGGCGGCCUGGAGUACAUCGUCCCCCUGAUGGCCGCCACCAUGACCAGCAAAUGGGUGGCAGACGCCUUUGGGAGGGAGGGAAUUUACGAGGUGAGUCAAGUUUCCCGGCGGGAAAAAAAGCAGAAGCCCCGACGGUCUGAGCCGAGGCCGGACGCUCAGACGCCCAUGUUGCUUCCUCCACAGGCUCACAUCCGGCUGAACGGGUACCCGUUCCUGGAGCCCAAAGAGGAGUUUGACCACAGCAGCCUGGCCGUGGACGUGAUGAGGCCCAGGCGGGGAGACCCGGCCCUGGCCGUGCUCACCCAGGACGGCAUGACGGUUGGCGAGGUGGAGACUGUGGUGGAAAGCACCCACUACAGCGGCUUCCCUGUGGUCGUCUCUCAGGAGUCCCAGAGACUGGUGGGAUUCGUGCUGAGAAGAGACCUGCUCAUAUCAAUAGACAAUGCCCGGAAGCGUCAGGAAGGCAUCGUCAGCGCGUCCCAGGUGGUCUUCACCGAGCACACGCCCCCCCAGCCCCCCGAGGGCCCGCCCCCCCUCCGCUUGCGAGGCAUCAUGGACCUGAGCCCCUUCACCGUCACCGACCACACCCCCAUGGACAUCACCGUGGACAUAUUCAGAAAGCUGGGCCUGCGCCAGUGUCUGGUUACACAUAACGGGAGGCUGCUGGGAAUCAUCACUAAAAAGGACAUCCUCAAGCACAUGGCGCAGAUAUCCAACAGAGACCCCGACUCCAUCCUCUUCAACUGAACUCCAGUCACCCCCGGUGUUCCGCAUCUCUUCCAGGGGCCGAAGAAGACGCCGACUCGCACACUCCAAACCACACGUUUCACCUCUCAGGUUCCUCCGAACGGCCAGAGUCAGGGCCUCAUUGGGCGAUGUGGCCAGUGGAUUAUUUGGGGUGUCCAAUCAGAGACGAGGACUCGACCCCGCAGUCACAUUUUGACCCCAGAACUGGGAGGAGGGGGUGGGCAGAACUAAGCCGAUGGAAUAUUUCACAUCUGCUUCUUCUUGGCGUUUUUUU